Cannabis sativa is the source of this 699-nucleotide messenger RNA. RefSeq lists its product as uncharacterized. The transcript has 3 exons. Lineage: Eukaryota; Viridiplantae; Streptophyta; Magnoliopsida; Rosales; Cannabaceae. The record is from RefSeq and is a predicted model, not a curated record. Bases 163 to 444 code for a protein of 93 amino acids.
ACAGUCCUUCAAUUUACGCUAUUUCACGAACAAAUACUCAGUUGCCUUGCCGGGAUAGAUGAGAAAAGCCAAGAGAAUAGCUCGAUAAUUCGUCUCCAAUUGCACAUUUUCCUCAGCCUCAGUUGAUGUUCUGAUCCAUUUAUUUUUAAGGUAGUGAUCAAGAUGGGAGGAGCUGAACAUGGACAUGGAGAAGGUGCCCAUGGCCACGCCACUGACUUUAGGCACAAGGUCUGGAGCAUGAGCGGAGGUCCCAACUGUAGACCCGUACAUUGGAAGCGUAACACCGCCAUUGCCAUGGCCGGCAUUUUUCUCGUCUGCAUUCCGAUCGCCAUGAAAUCCGCCGAGCUUGAGCAACGGCCACAUCCUCCCGUCCGCCCUAUUCCUUCACAGCUCUGGUGCAAGAACUUCGGUACAAAAGACUACGAGUCCGUUAAAGGCCCAUAAGCAAAAGACCUAGUGGAGGUUGGGUAUACAUUAGUCUUGCUUUACGGGAAAGCAUAUUCCUUGAAUUUGUUAUUUGCAGUGAAUACUUUGAACAGCUAUUUAGGACUUUUGCUGUUCCCAUGUUUUGGAAGUGUUGACACUAAAACUCAAGGAUUGAGUUGUAUCUCAUCUUACACUCAGUGACAAAUAAGUCGCCAAGUCUUUUUGCUUGCUUUUCAUUAAUAAAAGAAAAUGUCUAAUCUUGUGAUUUUAGCU